AUGAGGACAGAUGCACAGAGGAGUCCUGGCAGUAAAGGAGAUCGAGGAGAGAUUGGACUGCCAGGACAGAGGGGACUGCAGGGGCCCCCGGGACCAAUGGGACCUAUGGGCCCCAUGGGACCACGAGGACCAGUGGGAGAAAGAGGUCUCCCUGGUUUCCCUGGACCUGCCGGACCCCCUGGACCAGAAACUGUUGGGCCUCCAGGACUCCCAGGGAAGCCUGGUACUCCAGGGGACGAGGGAAACAUCGGACCAGAGGGUCUUCCUGGACCAAGGGGAGGAAUUGGGCUCCCAGGCCCACAAGGACCUCCAGGAUCACCAGGGCCACAAGGCGCUGGGAACCCUGAGGGAAGUGGGGAGACUCAGUGCCAGACAACAUGUCCAGCUGGACCGCAGGGAAUGCCUGGUCUGCCGGGGAUGAAGGGACAUCGAGGUCUUCCAGGUGUGGACGGUGUGCCAGGUACCCAAGGUGAAAAGGGAGAGCGAGGGGCCGCUGGUGAGCCAGGUCCUCCUGGACGUCCAGGAGAUGAUGGUCAGCGAGGACCAAUUGGAUUCCCUGGAACUCAUGGUGAUAAAGGAGAUCGGGGUCCUCCUGGAUUCAACGGGAUCCCAGGACCCACUGGACCACCAGGAUCACCACAGUGCCAGACAACAUGUCCAGCUGGACCGCAGGGAAUGCCUGGUCUGCCGGGGAUGAAGGGACAUCGAGGUCUUCCAGGUGUGGACGGUGUGCCAGGUACCCAAGGUGAAAAGGGAGAGCGAGGGGCCGCUGGUGAGCCAGGUCCUCCUGGACGUCCAGGAGAUGAUGGUCAGCGAGGACCAAUUGGAUUCCCUGGAACUCAUGGUGAUAAAGGAGAUCGGGGUCCUCCUGGAUUCAACGGGAUCCCAGGACCCACUGGACCACCAGGAUCACCAGGUGUUGAAGGCAUCAGAGGGCGACAGGGACAUCCUGGGCCUAAAGGAGAUGAUGGUGCGAUUGGAGCCCCGGGAGAGAAAGGAGCUCCUGGAGCCAAGGGUGACACUGGUGAGCCAGGAAAGCAUGGAUCUGAGGGAGCACCAGGAGCUUCAGGAGAGAAGGGAGAGCCAGGUUUGCCCGGAACCAUUGGUGUCAGAGGAAUUGUGGGAAUUCCAGGUUUACCAGGAAAACAGGGACUCGUGGGGCCUGCAGGCCAAAAGGGUGAAAUUGGCACUGUAGGACUGACUGGUCCAGUUGGGCUUCCUGGUAAAGAUGGAGCACCUGGACCACCAGGAGAAGAUGGAACUCCAGGAGCCAAAGGAACCUCUGGUGAACCAGGAAAGCAUGGUCCAGUUGGCCCAACGGGCCCGCAGGGAAUCCAGGGAGAUAAAGGUGAUCAAGGACUCAUGGGCCCUCGUGGAAUCAAGGGUCACACAGGUCAUAAAGGAGACCAGGGCCCAAUGGGUCCUGUUGGUCCCAAAGGAAGUGAGGGAGAUCCAGGUGUUGUAGGAGAACCAGGCGAGAAGGGUGAUCAGGGGCCUCCGGGUAUUCCUGGAAUCAAGAGUGAUCGUGGAGAGAAAGGCCAGAGAGGAGCUACAGGAGCUGAUGGUCGUCCAGGACAGCCAGGCCACGAGGGUCUGACCGGACCGCAGGGAGCCAGAGGUCUGGAGGGGGAACGAGGACUAUCAGGACCCCCUGGUCCCAGAGGUCUACCUGGGCCUAAGAUGAGUGACGAGAAGAUCCGUGAGAUUUGUUCAGCUGUUGUUGAAGAGCAUUUAGAUGCCUACAAGAAGGAAGUAGCCAAGAAGCCUCUUGCCAUUGUAGCCCCUGGAACUCCAGGACUCAUGGGACCACCUGGACUACCGGGACCAGCAGGUCCUGCUGGAGAAGCCGGACCCAGAGGAAUCAUGGGCCCCAAGGGACCUCAAGGAUACUACGGUCUUCCUGGAAAACCAGGAGCCAAAGGUGAUGCAGGACAAAAAGGUGACAAGGGAGAUACUGGAAUUGGAAUUCCAGGAAUUCCUGGAGAACCCGGACCUCAAGGACCAGCUGGCAAGCCUGGCAUCGGUAAGGACGGUCAGGAUGGGGCCAGAGGAGACGCCGGUGUGCCUGGAACCCCAGGAACCCUUGGAGCCAGAGGACCUCCGGGCGCCCCUGGUCUUUGUGAUCCUUCAAACUGCUUUAGGCCUCAACCUCUUUACAUGGUUGGCGGGAAGAGGUCUGUCAACAUCAAGGGUCCAUGAACAGAACGAAAGAAACCUUCUAGAAAUCUUCAUCACAGUCAUCACCAGCCAGUUCAUUUCCGACAAACUUGAAGAGACUUCAAAUGGCGAGCAGACGGUGAGAGAAACAAACGUGACAGAUGUAUAGAGACACACGGAUGCAGCUCCUGAUGGUGGAUUUGUUGUACCUUGUACAUAAACUAAAAGUAAAUGUGUUUGUUCUUUCAGGAGGUUUACAGUAAAUCGCAGAUAAAUAAAUUAAUUGGUAAUUGAUGUUUCAGUUCUUGGGCCACAAACUGCUAUAAUCGAUCAUUUCCAGACCACUACAUGCCAUAGAAUUGAAUUUUUAAAAAUAUUUUUUCAUCAAAUGUGAUUGUAAAGGCCAAUUUUAGACAUGGUGCCAGACAAUAAGCUACGCCAACAGAAUGACAGUGUGAUCCUACAACAGCUUGAAAUAAAAGCU
Sinocyclocheilus rhinocerous is the source of this 2641-nucleotide messenger RNA. RefSeq names its product collagen alpha-2(IX) chain-like. Lineage: Eukaryota; Metazoa; Chordata; Actinopteri; Cypriniformes; Cyprinidae. The record is from RefSeq and is a predicted model, not a curated record. The coding region runs from base 1 to 2199 and encodes 732 amino acids. The transcript is spliced from 35 exons. Gene Ontology annotation, cellular component: extracellular matrix.